This is a messenger RNA of Botrytis cinerea B05.10, 1677 nucleotides long. RefSeq lists its product as hypothetical. Bases 259 to 1359 code for a protein of 366 amino acids. The record is from RefSeq and is a predicted model, not a curated record. The transcript has a single exon. NCBI's taxonomy places the organism in Eukaryota, Fungi, Ascomycota, Leotiomycetes, Helotiales, Sclerotiniaceae.
GAAGUAAAAUAAGAGAGAAAGAUGUGAUUGCCUUCAUGUUUCUGUCUUGAUAAUCAUGAAGAUUUCACUUGAUGAAUCACCUGUGAGAAAAGAAAGUGCUCUCAUAUCUCUUUUCAUAGCAUAGAGUCAUACAAGGAGUUUGCAAGAAGAUUUCAUCCUUUAUAGUGCUUCAACCAUACUCUAAUAUAAACACGGUGAAACCUCUCGUCUCAUCCUCAACCUUCUCCCAUCAAUCUUGAAUCGGUGACAACUUCGAUCAUGCCAUCAAGUAACUCCGAUGCUAUCAAUGCUGCGAUCGCGGCCGGAGUUGCUGCAGCUGCCACCACCCAAACUAACACACAAAACGCAGCUUUGCGAAUCAAUCCUUUGACGACCCGAAGAUAUCAACUGAGUGACUUUCUCGAGAAACUUACAGAAUUGACGCUCCAACUCUCCCUAAUGGAUCUGGAUCAAGGUCAAAAUUUAACUGAAGCUGGCCCACUUAUCACAUUCACCCCUCCAACUGUCCCUACCCCGGCAAUGCAAGCACGCUCAUCCGUCUAUGAACAUCCAUUCCAAAUACGUCAAUUCCAACCUCCAUUCGACGUCUCAAUCCAUUCAGUCAGCGGCCCCAUCUCACCCGAACGUGGGGGUACAAAAUGGACGCCUGCACGCGGCAACGCCCCACUUGACGAAAUAGCUGCCGCUGAGGACUGGGAAAAGCGAAAGCAAGUUCUCUAUCACUUUUACGCCUACAACUAUUUCGACACCCUUCCCGAUCUUCCUGCUCCGGAGACUGCACUUAGAAAUGCGUUUUCAGCUCGGCCCGGCCCGGAAUGCCAAGCACUUCCGCAUUCCAAGAAAUCCAGCUUGGAUCUGCUCAAUCUCACAGAUUCCGAUUUCAAUUUCCUGAAUCAUACUUCAGAGCGGAUGACCAAUAUUGCGCAUGAUACACACCACAGACUAGCUACGUACCUGAAGCAUAUGCGUAGCGAACUCCUUAAGCCCACUACAAAUCAAUCUGCCAAUCUCAUUCUCAAAUCUAAGAACCAUCGCGAGGCACUGUUAUUCAAGAUCUUCGAGUACAAUAAAGAUAGCCAUCCGCGCGCAAGAUUGAUGAUGCGCUUUUUGACGGAUUCGGAUGUGAAGUAUCUGAAUAGUUUGAAUACAUGGUUGAUGCCACAAAGAAACGAUGGACGAGUCGGAAUCACAGAGAGAGUUAUAUCUGGCGUUUUUGAUUUUGUGGAGGAGAGGACUGGCGAAAAUAGAUCUGAUAGCCAGCUCGAUGGGCAAGUUCGAGAGUGUUUGCGUUUGCAUGGACACUCGGAUAACCCUACACAUACUGUUUACCGUGGUCUCCCAGGUUCCGAGGGAAUUUAGGGGAUCGUUGAUGGAAAACUCACGAGGAGCAUGAAGUGCUGGCAAUGUACUGCGUUGAUUUUGGCCGGGAAUCUUAGUGAUUUGGUGCUUAACUAGAGGCAGCCAACUUACAAGUAAAAUCCAGAUUGGUCUCCACUGUCCAAAGUUGUCAAGCACAUCUUAGAAUACCCUGGCAAUUUGACGGAUAACACUAAACUGAAAAAUGUUAGGUGUACCACACGUUAUUGUAAAUCUGAAAAGGUAGUGCAUCAUCACAUCCGCACCGGCAGGAAGUGACUUGGAACUAGAAGUCUAAUCAAGAACAAGAAAGAAAGCCUA